GGCUGCUGUAUUCUGCGUUAUAUUUUCUAAAAUCUCUGAAAUACACAUUUUUUGUGUAAUGGCCAUGUUAAAAGUAAUAUAUUAAGACGUAUAAGGAUCAUUAAUAACUACAAAUGUCUUCAAGGCACGACGUGAGUAGACGCCGAGAGCGUUCACGCAGCCUCUCAUUGGAGCGCCAUCGCUCACGAAAAGAACACAAAAAGUCGCGAACGCGAUCACCCGCGCCAUCAAAACACAGGUCACCCAGCAGGGAGAAGAGUAAACAUAAGAAAAGUAAAAAGAAAAAGAAGAAGAAGAAUAGGAGCAGCAGCUCGUCGAGUAGUAGUGACACGGACGAGGAGCUGAGGCUGCUGCAGCGGCUGGAGGCGGAGCGCCUCAGGCUUAAAGAGGAGAGGAAGAAACAGAAAGAAUUGCAGAAGGCUAAUGAGACUCCAGAGGAGAAACGAGCCCGCCGUCUAAAAGAGAAGCAAGAAAAAGAGCGCAAACGCCGCGAGCGCAUGGGCUGGGACAACGAGUAUCAAUGCUACACCAACCAAGACAAUCCGUUCGGAGACUCGGCGCUCACACACUCGUUCGUGUGGACCAAGAAGCUGGCUAAGGAAGGUGUGAAGGCGGUCAGCAGAGAUGAGCUUGAAGCUAUGAACCGGCAGAAGCAACUUGAGAAUAAGAUUGAGCUGGAAAAGGUGAAGCAGCGUCGACUAGAGCGCGAGGCAGAGCGCGCGGCUCGCGAAGCAGAGACAGCAGCCGCGGCCAGGGCGCGCGAGGCAGCGCAGUUUGAUUCGUGGGCGCGGCAGGAAGACGCGUUCCAUUUACAACAAGCUAGGUUGCGCUCGCAGAUCCGCAUCCGUGAUGGACGAGCGAAGCCUAUCGACCUACUCGCUUGGUACGUGGGCUCAGAGCAGUGUGUAGACGCGCUCGAAAUGCACGAGCCCUACACCUACCUCAACGGACUCCAAGCUCCGGACCUCGAAGACUUGUUGGCUGACAUCGCUGUGUACAAGUCUUUAGAGCAGGAGCAAAACCAGAGGUACUGGAAGGAUGUGGAGACCAUUGUGCAGGACGAGCUAGCGAAGCUACGGAGAGCUGCACCAGAGCCCCAUGAAGCGGUACAUCGGGACACCGUGCACCAGAGCGUGGCCGAUGACGUCACACAGAUUUUCAAAGGCAAGACGGGCGCACAGCUAGAAGCAUUACAAUCGCAGAUCGAGCAGAAGAUUUCUAGAGAGGAAGCUUACGGUAAUGUGGUAGGUUCAAAUUCAAACAAUAUUUCUCAAUCUUACAUUUCUACACCAUUACAAGAUAUUGAAAACCCCUCGCAUAAACAAGGUAGUCAUUCAAGGGGUCCAGGUAAGAAAAAUCAUAAAACAAGUAGAAAACGUGGGCGUUCUGUUAUGGAUAAAGAUAAUAAAGCACCAAAAAGGGCGCGCAUGGAUGUAAAUGUUGCUAAUAAUGAAGAUUUAGAAUCUCCUAGUGAUUUACAAGAUGAACCUAGACAGAAUGAAUUAGAUAAUACUUGUCAAACUAAGCAAUACAUUCCUCAUCAUUUGAUAGGGCUUAUGUAUCGAUUAGACUUGUCAGUGCUUUGCUCACUUAGAAAGUCUACGUAUGAACAUAAAUAUCCUUCAUUGUCAUUAGCGUUUGAAGAUUCUGAAAUUGAUAUGUUUAGUAAUAUUGUUCUUCGUUACGAAAAGAAGUCUAUUCAUAUACGAAUUGAAAAUGUAGACGAAUAUUAUAUAGAUAAUGAUAUUAGCUAUGCUAAAUUAUUUACUAAAGAAAGACGAAGUUCUUCUAUUAAUAGUUACUUUGGUAGUUUUGUUAAACAUCUAAUCUCUAAAUCAGAUAGUUUAUCAAAUAAUGUAGAAUAUCUUAUUGUCUAUACUAAUUCAGGCUUGGAUCUUACAGAAAAAAAGGAAUUAAAAAAAGGACAGUUGAGAAAUUUUUAUCCUUUUAAAUUUGAUAGCAUAAAUACAGAGGAAUGUGACAUUUUAAAAGACUUUUUGUUUACAAAUGAUAAUACGCAAGGGAGUGGUUUUUAUCAGUUUUUGCAGGAUGAUGCAACAAGAGAAGAACUUUUAGGACAAUUAGAAUUUUCUCCUGCUAUGCGAAAAGCAAUAAAAGGGAGAAAACUUUCUCAAGAGUUUGAAAAAGAAACAAAAAAAGCAUUUUUAGAUAAAUUAGUACUUGCAGUUAAUCAGCCUAAUAGAGAAGAACUGAACAACAUCGUUAAAAACGAAAUAAAAAAAAAUAGUAAAGUUCAAGACGAUUAUAUAGCAUUACAAGAAAGAAUAUUGUGUGAUUUAACAGCUCCAGAAAAGGAUAAAAAACUUAAGAAUUAUAUAUCUGGAGUUAUAUAUGAAUUCAAUUUAUUAAUACUCUUCUUGCAUGAAAUGUUCUUGAAUAAAAACAUGCUUUCCAUAAGUUUUGAGGAAAAAAGCCGUGAUACAUCUAAUAAUAUUACUAUUAAUUAUAAAGAUAGAGUUACUUAUGUAAAAGCUCAUAAUGCAGAUAGUAAUAUUGGUUAUGAUCAGUUAUUUCCCUCCAAAAGACAGGAAAGAAAGAAUACGUUUUCUAUUAAUAAAUAUUUUACUCUUUUCAUUGAAAAAUUAGAAAAUGAUAAGGAUAUAAAAUAUUUUAUUAUCUAUACUGAUGCAGAUCUAGACCUUACAGAAGAAAAAAAAUUAAAAAAAGGGCAAUCUAAAGAUUCUUAUCCUUUAAAAUUUGAUAGUAUAGAUAUUCGAGAAAAAAGAUAUAAAAUUUUAAGAAAUUGUUCGUGUAUAAAUGGGAAUGGUCUUUAUCAAUUUGUGCAAGAAGGAACAACAAGAGAGAAACUUUUAAGUCUAUUAAAGCUUCCACCUUCUUUGCAGAAAGAAGAAGAGAAAGGAAGACUCUCUGAUGAUAAUGAAAUAGAAAUAAAAGAGAAAUUUUUAGAUAAACUAAUACUUGCAGUUAACCAACCUAAUAGGGAAAAUUUGAAUAGUGUUAUUAGAAAUGAGAUAGGUAAGUCUGAUAUUCCAUAUAAUUACGAGAAAUUACAUGAAGUAGCGUUACGUUGGUCAGAAUCUCAUGAAUUUGGCCCUAUUACGAAAGGAAUAAUGGAAAAGCUUUUGGAAGAUAUAAAAAAUAAUAGAUCUAGUUAUCAGAAAAUUCAAAAUAAAAACAUUGAUGAAGAAAUUAAAUUUGCUAAAAGUGUGGUUGGUAAAAAAGGAACACCUGCAUUUAAUCAGUUCUUAAGUUUUUUAAUUAAAGGAGAAGGAAAAAAAUAUCUGAAAGUCAUGAAAAAAGAAGGAAUAAGCUUAACUAAUGUGUCCAGUAUCUUAGGCGGAGCGAGAGGUAAAGCUCAUACAGCAUUUAAAGGCUUAUAUCGUCUAUGGUUUGAUAAAGAGGGAAACAAAACUCAAUAUUUAAAAACCCUAGAAAAAGAGGGAAUAAAUCUAGCUAAUAUAUCUAGUAUUUUGAAUAGAGCAAGAGGUAAAGCCCCCACAGCGUUUAAAGACUUAUAUGAUCUGUGGUUUGAUGAAGAAGGAAAUAAAACUCAAUAUUUAAAAACUCUAGAAAGAAAAGGAGUAAAUUUGGCUAGCACGUCUAGUAUUUUAAGUGGAGCAAGAGCUAAAGCUUCUACGGCAUUUAAAGACUUACAUGAUCUAUGGUUUGAUAAAGAUGGGAAUGAAACUCAAUAUUUAAAAACUCUAGGAGAAGAAAAAAUAAAUUUAACUAAUAUGUCCAGUAUUUUAGGUGGGGCUGGGGCUAAUGCUGCAACAGCAUUUAAAGGCUUGUAUGAUCUGUGGUUUGAUGAGGAUGGGAAUAAAACUCAAUAUUUAAAAACUCUAGGAGAAGAAAAAAUAAAUUUAACUAAUAUGUCCAGUAUUUUAAGUGGGGCUGGGGCUAAUGCUGCAACAGCAUUUAAAGGCUUAUAUGAUCUGUGGUUUGAUGAAGAUGGGAAUAAAACUCAAUAUCUGAAAACUCUAGAAGAGGAAGGAAUAGAUCUAACUAAUAUGUCCAGUAUUUUGCAUGGAGUAGGAGCUAAUGCUACAAAAGCAUUUAAAGGCUUAUAUGAUCUGUGGUUUGAUGAAGGUGGAAAUAAAACUCAAUAUCUAAAAACUCUAGAAGAGGAAGGAAUAGAUCUAACUAAUAUGUCCAGUAUUUUGCAUGGAGUAGGAGCUAAUGCUACAAAAGCAUUUAAAGGCUUAUAUGAUCUGUGGUUUGAUGAAAAUGGGAAUAAAACUCAAUAUCUGAAAACUCUAGAAGAAGAAGGAAUAAGUCUAACUAAUAUGUCCAAUAUCUUGCAUGGAGUAGGAACUAAUGCUGCAACAGCUUUUAAAAACUUAUAUAAUCUAUGGUUUGACGUGAAAGGAAAUAAAACUCAACAUCUGAAAAUUCUGGAAGAAAAAGGAAUAGAUCUAACUAAUAUGUCCAGUAUUUUAGGUGGAUCAGGAACUAAUAUUGCAACAGCUUUCAAAGACUUAUAUGACCUUUGGCUUGAUGAAGAAGGAAAUAAAACUCAAUGUUUAAAAACUCUAGACAAAGAAGGAGUAAGUCUAACUAAUAUGUCCAGUAUUUUAGGCGGAGCAGGAGCUAAUGCUGCAACAGCUUUUAAAAAUCUAUAUUACCUAUGGUUUGGUGAAGAAGGAAAUAAAACUCAAUAUUUAAAAACCCUAGAAAAAGAGGGAAUAAAUCUAGCUAAUAUAUCCAGUAUUUUGCAUGGAGUAGGGACUAAUGCUGUAACAGCUUUCAAAGACUUAUAUGGUCUGUGGUUUGAUGAAGAAGGAAAUAAAACUCAAUACUUAAAAACUCUAGAAGAAAAAGGGAUAAACCUAACUAAUAUGUCUAGUAUUUUGAAUGGAGCAGGAGUUAAUGCUGCAGCAGCUUUCAAAAGCUUGUAUGAUCUGUGGUUUGAUGAAGAAGGAAAUAAAACUCAAUAUUUAAAAAUUUUAGAAAAAGACGGAAUGAGUCUAACUAAUAUAUCCAGUAUUUUGCAUGGAGCAGGAGCUAAUGUUUCUAAAGCUUUUAAAGAACUAUUUGAUACUUUUUUUGAUGAGCAAGGAAAUAGAAAACAGCAUUUAAAGCACUUUUUUAUUGAGGAAAAAGGUGGAGAAAAAAGCUUUAAGCCAAGUAACUUAUCCAGUAUUUUAAGUAAAGCAGGAACUAGAGCUAGAUAUGCUUUUGAAAAAUUGCAUAAUGUCUGUUUUAAUGAUGAAGGAAAAAGAACAAAACUUUUAGAUGAUUUCUAUAAAGCAGGCUUUAGGCCAAGUAACUUAUCCUCUGCAUUAUGUGGAACAGGAGCUCGUGCUUCUUCUAUCUUAAAAAGAUUGCAUAUUGUUUGCUUUAAUGAGAAAAGAGAAAUAACAAAACUUUUAGAUGAUUUCUGUAAGGUAGGUUUUAGGCCGGGUAAUUUAUGUAGUAUGUUGAGUGGAGCAAAGAAUAAUCUAGAAAAGAGUCUGAAGAGGUUUCAUGAUUUUUGUUUUAUAGGAGACACAAAAAGAUACUUAAAUCGUUUCUUAAGCGAGGAAGAAAGUUUUACGCUGAGUAACUUAUCUAAGAUAUUGCAUGGAGCAGGAGCUAAUAUUUGCCCUGCUUUAAAAAUUUUUCAUGAUGUUUGUUUUGAUGAGAAAGGAAACGAAACACAGCUUUUAGGUGACUUUCGUAAGGCAGGUUUUACGCCAAGUGAUUUAUCUAAUAUAUUAUCCAUGUCGGGAAAUAAUGCCACUUUUAUUUUAAGAAACUUUCAUAAAGUUUGUUUUAAUGAAGAAAAUUAUUUAAUUCACUUCUUGGCCGAGAAAAAGCUUUUUACGCCGAAAGAUUUAUCUAGAAUACUACAUGGAGUAGGAAUUGAUGUUUGUUCUAUUUUUGAAAGAUUGCAUGACCUUUGUUUUGAUAAACAGGGAAACAAAACAAAAUAUUUAAACAAUCUCAUCAAAAAUGGUCGUUAUAAGAUAUCUGAUAUAUUACAUGAACAAGUUAAAAAAGCUUCUCCUAUUUUUUUUAGAUAAACAGAAUAUUAGUAAAGGAGACAAAGUAACUAAUGCAUCGAGUAAUUCAUCCGGUAAAACGGAGCAACAACAAAACUUGGGUAGUUUACAACAAGGUGAUUCUAAAAUUAAGAGAAAAACCCGGAAGAGUACCGUAAACUGGAGCGAAAACGGGCAAGAAACUGAUGACGUAAUAGAUGAUAACCCUGAAACUUAUUUAAGUGAUACAACAAAAGAUAAUCAAUUAAUAAGAUCACCAAGUU
Molecule: messenger RNA, 6229 nt
Organism: Cydia fagiglandana
Lineage: Eukaryota; Metazoa; Arthropoda; Insecta; Lepidoptera; Tortricidae
Gene: cactin
Product: splicing factor Cactin-like
Exons: 7
Coding region: 114-5987 (1957 amino acids)
Biological process (GO): mRNA cis splicing, via spliceosome
Cellular component (GO): spliceosomal complex; cytoplasm
Source: RefSeq, a predicted model, not a curated record